AUGGUUGUCGUCGAUCGACCACCGGCCAACGCCUUCGUGGCCUAUGCUCGCCGCGUGUACAACCCCCUCGGUUUCGCCAAGGGCUACAACUUCACCCUUUGGUUCAUCUUUGGCGGCGCCUUGACGGGCUUCACCCUCGCCCGUUUCAUGUACCUCAACAUCGACGGCAUCUUCUGCGGCAACGGCCCCAGCGGCGCCGUCCCGGGCGAAUGCUACUACUACCGCAGGGGCGUCGAGCGCGCCGGCCUCAUUUUGCACCUGGCAGGUAUCUUGCCCGCUGCCCUCCUCGCCGUCUUCCAGUUUGUGCCCGUCAUCCGCCACAAGGUUCUGCUCAUACACCGCAUCAGCGGCUAUGCCAUCAUCCUCCUGUCCAUUGUCGGUGUCGUCGGCAUCUUCAUGAUUGCCAGGCACGGCUUGGGCGGCGCCCUCGACAUCCAGAACGCCGCGGGACUUGCCGCCAUCAUCUUUGUCACUUGCAAGGCCAUCGCCUUUUACAACAUCAAGGUGCUCCAGAUCGAGCAGCACCGGGCUUGGAUGCUGCGAGCGUGGGUCAUUGCCAGCUUCAUCAUCACCAUGCGCCUCAUCGGAAUCAUAAUGGCCUACAUCAUUGGACGCCCGGGAAGCGAGUACUAUGUCGUCCAGCCGUGCUACAUUGUCGACAACAUGUUCAGGGGCAGCCAAGCGGCCGUCGAGGCUCUUUACCCCGACUGCCGAGCCUAUUACUCGGGCGCCGAUCCCAACGUCCACGUCCCCAUCCGCGCCGACACGACGACUGGCCGUCCGGAUGAAGCUGCGUCGGCCUUCAACUCCACAUUUGGCGCCAGUGCAUGGCUCUCCAUCUUCCUGCACACUCUGGGCGCCGAGCUCUACCUGCGACUGACCCCUGCCGAGGCAGAGCGUCUUCGCCGCGUCUCGUACCAGCGCCAGCUCGAAGCCGGCAUGAAGAACCCAGGCAACGGCGGCUUGACGGUUCAGCGUUUCGGAGAUGCCGAGCCCUGGUUCCCCAAGCAGCAAGAGGCGCGCCAAGUGGACGAGUCUGACUCGGCCCCCAACGACGCCGCGGCCUCUGAGGGGACACCGACCAAGACGCCGACCCAGGAAUGA
Messenger RNA from Hirsutella rhossiliensis, 1104 nucleotides. RefSeq lists its product as uncharacterized. The transcript has 2 exons. Lineage: Eukaryota; Fungi; Ascomycota; Sordariomycetes; Hypocreales; Ophiocordycipitaceae. The record is from RefSeq and is a predicted model, not a curated record. The coding region runs from base 1 to 1104 and encodes 367 amino acids.